This is a messenger RNA of Staurois parvus, 260 nucleotides long. The record is from the annotation of a GenBank genome assembly. Lineage: Eukaryota; Metazoa; Chordata; Amphibia; Anura; Ranidae.
ACAUCCAUACAGGGGCGGACUGACCAUUUGGAAACUCGGGCACUGCCCGAGGGCCGGGGGUCAGUAGGGGGCCCCAUGAGAUGCCCCUGGUACCUUUUUCAUAGGCUUUUUUGAGUUUGGGCAAGGACACAGGGGCCCCAUGAUCCCCUAUUGCCCGGUGGCCCCAUGAGUUGUCAGUCUGCCCCUGAAGGCAGGUGAGCAUAUGUGUGAUGUUUCUGGUUAGGCUUUCCAACAGAGUACUUAGCAGCAUACAAGCAUAU